GAUAUUCCGAGCUUGAACCUCCCUGCUUGCUUGAGGCCGACUCGACGACAACCCGCUCCGCUCCUCACCAAAACGUCACUUGGGCCCCCCCGCUUCCUCUCUCUCUCUCGUCCCACCUCGUCGCAUACACACAAAUACAAUGGCGCUCUCUUGCAGAUACGCAGCUCAGAGCUGCGCCCGUCAGCUCCGUGUCACCGGUUCGCUGCGUGCCUCGACAUCCCUCUUCCAGACCCGAACUCCCGCGACCGCACGGAGGUACAACUCCACCGAGGCCGCCGCUCCUACGAACCCCAAGAUCGCCGCCAUCGUCGACCAGAUCAGCACGCUUACCCUUCUCGAGACCGCAGACCUCGUGUCAAGCUUGAAGUCCAAGCUCAACAUUCCUGACCUUCCCGUCGGUGGCUUCGCCGCCGCUCCCGCAGCCGCCCCCGCCGCGGCCGCGGAGGUUGAGGAGGCCGCGCCGGCGGCAGCUGAGAAGAGCGUCUUCAACAUCAAGCUUACGGCCUUCGACGCCGCCUCCAAGGCCAAGGUCAUCAAGGAAGUCAAGAACCUGCUGGGUCUCAGCUUGGUGGACAGCAAGAAGUUCGUCGAGAGCGCGCCGAAGCUGAUGAAGGAGAACGUGGCCAAGGACGAGGCCGAGAAGAUCAUCGCCACGAUGAAGGAGCUUGGCGCCACCGUCACCAUGGAGUAAAUCGCCCUGACGGCUGGCUGGUUGGCCGAUUUGAGAAACGAGGGCGCCCUACUCCCUGGGGAGGAGAUGUAAAACUCGGGCGGGAGGAGCAUUGUUGUCGGACAUCUGGAUUGGAUUGGUCUAGACGGACGUGUAUGAGUGU
This is a messenger RNA of Colletotrichum navitas, 833 nucleotides long. Its product is annotated as ribosomal protein L7/L12 C-terminal domain-containing protein. Lineage: Eukaryota; Fungi; Ascomycota; Sordariomycetes; Glomerellales; Glomerellaceae. Gene Ontology annotation, biological process: translation. Bases 140 to 691 code for a protein of 183 amino acids. The transcript is spliced from 2 exons. The record is from RefSeq and is a predicted model, not a curated record. Gene Ontology annotation, cellular component: ribosome; mitochondrial large ribosomal subunit. Gene Ontology annotation, molecular function: mRNA binding; structural constituent of ribosome.